Molecule: messenger RNA, 4172 nt
Organism: Paramecium sonneborni
Lineage: Eukaryota; Ciliophora; Oligohymenophorea; Peniculida; Parameciidae
Source: the annotation of a GenBank genome assembly
AUUUCUGCUAUAAUGAAGAGAGUAGGAAUACAAGAUGAGUCUGAAUAUAAAGAGCCUUUGCUAAAUGAUGAAAAAUUUAAGGAAUGCAAUUUUUUGUUCACAAAUAUUAGUCCAUUGAUUGAACUCAUAAAUAGGAAAUCAGAUCAACUUGAGAAUUCAGAUUUGUAAUACUUCUUGGAGCCGAAUUUAAAACCUCAAAAGGCAAUAGAUUUGGUUGAAAGGUAUAAAGUAACUUAAUCAUAGAAUAUAAAUGGAAGAAUUAGAGAGAAGAAAAAGAAAUAAUAUUAGUUUAGAGAGAGAAUAUCAAACUCCAACAUUUUAUAUUUUUAAAUCAUUAUUUCUUGGAAAAUUUUCAUUUAUUGGAUUGUUAACAUUUACAGAUAAAGCAAUAUAGAUUGGAUCGGUAUAUCUGUUAGAUUUAGUUACUGAUUCGAUCAAGGAUUAUAAUCUUCCAGAAGAAAAUCAUUAGAUUUUAAAACCAAUUUUGUUAUUACUGACAAUGACAAUUGUCUAUACAUUUGGGACAUACAUAGAAUCAAUAUCAAACAAUUAUUAAAAUUAAUUUACAACAUUAUUAAAAAUAGUUGGGCAAUAUUUGAUAUAUUAGAAAGCUUUAAGAACAAAAUACCUUUAGGAGACUGUAUAAAAAGAAAAGACAGAUAAAAAGGAUGGAGAUGAGGAAUAUGUAGCAAAUGUAAAUAAUUUGUUAACAGUUGAUAUUGAAGAACUUUCUGGUAUAUAUUGGGGUGUAUUUGGAUGUAAUAAAUAUAGAUUUAAUAAUAGUAUCUUCAUCUUUGAUCACAAUCGGUUUAGCAUUGUAUAUGUUAUACCUGAAAUUAGGGAAUGCUAUAUGGACUGGAUUGAUAGUACUAGUUUGUGUUGUUAUUUUUAAUUCAUUUACAACGACAUUGACAAUUGUAAAAAAUUAAAUAUUAUUUAAGAUGUUUUAUCGAAAGGCUUUAGUCUAGAAAGAUAGUAGAUUAGCAUUGUCAUCUGAUGUAAUAGAGGGUAUGAAAUAGAUAAAAUAUUUAUCUUGGGAAUAAACAUUUAACGAUAAAAUAUUGGCGAUUAGAAAAAAAGAGUUUGGAUUUAUAAGAUGGUAGAAAACAAUCGAUAUUAUAAAUAAUGUUUAAUGGAGCAGUAUAAGUUAUAUAUUACUGUACUUUUUUUUGUCCAGUUAUGUAGAGAAAAAUGGAGAGGAUGCAUUGAAAUCAACAAAUGUUUUCACAAUAAUUGCUUUAUUUAAUUUAUUAACAUUUCCUUUGGGAGUGAUUCCUUAUUCAGUUAAUUAGUUAAUAAAUACUACUGUAUCUUAUAAGCGUAUAAAGACAUAUUUGGAUCUUAAAGAAAUAAAUGAGGAAGAAAUAAUAAGGUAUAAAAAUAGUAUAGGAGAGGAGUAUGUGAUAGAAAUUCCUUAGAUAGCUUUCAAAUGGCCAUCAAAAGGACAGAACUCUGAAGAGAAUGAAACCUUCUAAUUGAGGUUAGCAGAAUUGAAAAUAAAAAAGAAUACAUUGAAUAUGCUAAUUGGAAGAAUAGGAUGUGGGAAGACAGCGUUAUUAAAUGCGAUUUUAAAUGAAAUGGAUGUAAAAGAACAGAAUUAAGAUAGUUUGAAAGUGAAGGGAAGUUUAGCUUAUGUGAGUUAAAAUCAUUGGUUGUAAAAUAUGUCAAUAAGAGAUAACAUUUUAUUUGGUAAGCCUUAUGAUAAAGAAAUGUAUAAGAAAUGUAUAGAAGCAUGUGAUUUAAUGCCAGAUUUGCUUACAUUUCCAAAAAGGGAUUAAUAUAUUCUGGGUCCAGAUGCAAAGAAUAUAAGUGGUGGAUAAAAGCAAAGAAUCUCAUUAUGUAGAGCUUUAUAUUAAAAUUGUGAUAUCUACUUAAUGGAUGAUAUAUUCUCUUCAUUAGAUAUGCAUGUUGCUGAUAAUGUGUUUAAUAAAGGAAUUAAACAAAUGUUAUUAGAUUAAGGAAAGACAAUUUUGAUGAUCACUUCUUAAUUUAGAUUUAUAGAGAUGUACAACAAAUGCAACAUUAUUUAUAUGAUUGAUGGUUCUAUUUGUUAAGAUGAAUAGUUGUUGAAUGAAUUUAUGUCAUAAGAGAAAGAGAAAUAACAUAAAAUAGAACAAGAAUAAUUAGAAAAAGAAGAAAAAGAAGAAAAAAAAUUAAUCCAUGAAAAACCAAAAGUUAAGUAAUCUCAAGAAAUUGACUUAGAUUUACCUAUAUAAGAGUCUGAUGAUAAAAAAAAAAAUGAAGUAGAGGAAGAAGAAAGAGAAAGUGGUGAAAUUGCUGGAGAUACUGUUUUAUAUUAUAUAUCCUAAAUGAGUUAUGUUUUAGUAGCCAUAGCUAUAUUAUUUUCAAUUGUUCUUAUGUUGAGUAGAAACUUAAUAGAUUUCUGGAUUAGGGCAUAAAUCAGUGUUGACAAUCAUACAUUUGAUUUUUUUGAUGAUUGGUUUGGAACUUCAUUUAAUAGUAAAUUUUCUUGGCUGAUUUCAAUUAUAGUUAUGAUUACAUUUGUAAGUGGAACUGUUAUGAAAAUCUGCAUCUUAUUGGGUGGUUGGAGAACAUUUAAACGUUUAAAUCAAAGUAUUAUGAAUUCGAAAAUGGUAUUCUUUGAUAAUAAUGCUUAAGGCAGAAUUAUCAAUAGAAUAUCCAAUGAUACAUUAAUUGUUGAUGAUGAACUUCCUUGGUAUGUUGAAGUACUUAUUAUGUCAUUACUUGCAUGCAUAGGUUAUCCUAUAGGAAUUAUCAUUCUAUUUCCUUGGCUCAUUGUUAUUAUUAUUAUUGAACUUUUUGCUUUUAGAUGGUUGUAGAAAUACUUUAGAAAAAGUAAUCGAGAUCUUAAAAGAAUUCAAUCAACCAAUGAAGGUAAAGUUAUUUCUCAUCUCACUGAAACUACUUCAGGUUUAAGAACUAUUAGAGCAUUUGAAAAGUAAACAUAUUUUAUUAGAGAAUACAUCUAUAAACUAACUGAAUCAAUUUGCUCCUUUGUUAAUAGUAGAAGAGUUAGUUACUGGUUAUCUGUCAGAUUACAUUUACUAAGCAACUUAAUUUUCUUAUCUGUUUCAAUCACAAUAAUUCUUAUGAUGCUCUUUUAAAUUGAAAUUGAUUAUGCUACUUGUGCUAUGACACUUACUUAUGCUGUUCUUAUAGCUAAUGAAUUCAAUGAUACAAUGAAUUGGUUUACUUAAAGUGAAGCUAAAAUGGUGUCAGUAGAGAGAAUUAGAUAAUAUUUUAAUAAUCCUUAAGAACAAUAUAAUAGUGUAGUUUAGUUAAAUCCCUAAGUCACAUAAAUUAUUAAAGUGCAAGUGCCACCUAAACCAUAAAAUGUUGAUCCUAAUUAAUAUGCAAUAGUGUUUAAUGAUGUUACAAUAACUUAUGAUAAUGUUUUACAAAAUCAAAAUGUCAAAUAUGCAUUAAAGAACUUUACUUUAUUUAUUAAAAAAGGUGAGAAAAUAGCCUUUGUAGGCAGAACAGGGUCCGGUAAAACUUCAAUCUAUAAUAUUUUAUUCAGAUUAUAUGAUUUCCAACAAGGACAAAUAUUCAUAAAUGGUCAUGAUGUAUUUUAUUUUAUUUAACAAAAUAUUAGAUCUAAAAGAUGUAAUUGAGAGAUGUGAGAUAAUUAUUAUCUAUAGUUCCUCAAUUUGGAUUCUUAUACAAUGCUACUUUGAGGGAUAAUAUUGAUCCAUAAGGGAUAUUAACUAAUGAAUAAAUUGAAUCAGCAUUUAAUAAUACAUAAUUUAGAAUUAGAGGUAUAAUGGAGGAUUCUACAAAAACAAAUAAUACAAGUUAAGAAGAUAUUUAGUAAUCUUCAACAAAUAUUAAUUUUAUGAUUGCUAAAUCAGGAGGGAAUCUAUCAAAUGGAGAGAAAUAAGUAAUAAAUUUUAUGAGAGUAAUCUUAUAAAAUAAAGACAUUGUUUGUUUAGAUGAGGCAACUUCAAAUAUGGAUCCAAAAACAGAUGAAGAAUUACAUAAGACAUUAUUUGAUUAUGUAUAGAGUAGUAAUAGAACAUUGCUUGUCAUUACUCAUAGACUUGAAAAUAUUUAAUAAUAUGAUAGAAUUGCAGUUUUGGAAAAAGGAGAGAUAGUCGAAUUAGGAACAUAUGAAGAACUUAUGUAAAUGAAUGGAUGGUUUGUUAGAUUGGUAAAUUAAAAUAAUGAAUGAAAAUAUAUAUUUCAACCAA